Messenger RNA from Aspergillus bombycis, 960 nucleotides. RefSeq names its product alpha/beta hydrolase. The transcript has a single exon. Lineage: Eukaryota; Fungi; Ascomycota; Eurotiomycetes; Eurotiales; Aspergillaceae. The record is from RefSeq and is a predicted model, not a curated record. Bases 1 to 960 code for a protein of 319 amino acids. Gene Ontology annotation, molecular function: hydrolase activity.
AUGCCUCUCCAACUGGACCCCGAAUUUGCCGAAGUCGCAGGCCCGAUCCUGCAGCAGCUUGGGCAGCAGGCCAAACCAGCCGUCCACGAUGUUGCUGCCAGAAGAAACAUGAUGGCAGCUAUCACAAAGAACUCCCCGAAGACAGUCAUACCGGAUGAUAUGGAGCACCUUGUUUAUUACGCCCCGACACCAUCGGGUGAUUUCCAAGUCCCCAUCCACCACUACCGCAAAAAGCGCGGGCCGGACAGGGACGUGAAAGCCCCCGCCGUGGUACACACGCACGGAGGCGGGUUCAUUUCACUAUCAGUCAAGGAACUGGAAGGCAUGCUGGUUGGGUAUGUCGCCGGGUCUGGCGUGCAAAUCCUGAGCAUCGACUACCGGCUAGCCCCGGAACACCCGUAUCCGAUUCCGAUCGAAGAUAGCUGGGCUGGUCUGCAGUGGGUAUACGCCCAUGCGGAGGAGCUGUCGAUCGAUGCUCAUCGCAUCGCGGUUAUGGGCGAGAGUGCUGGCGCAGGGCUGGCGGCGGGUCUUGCCUUGAUGGCGCGCGACCGGGGGCUCUCUCCGCCCCUCGCCAAGCAGAUCCUCGUGUACCCUAUGCUUGAUGACCGGCCGGUCGAGGACCAUGCGGGGGAUCUGGCCUUUUGGACGCCCCAGGACAACGUCACGGGCUGGACGGCUUAUCUGGGGAAGGAUGUCGGCACAGAGCGUGUCGAGCAGUAUGCGGCGCCGGCGAGGGCGGAAUCCGUCGACGGCUUGCCACCUGUGUAUAUGGAUUGUGGACAGCUGGAUAUUUUCGCGCAGGAAGAUACGGAGUAUGCGCUUCGGUUUGUGAAGGCGGGGAUCCCUGUUGAGUUUCAUAUGUAUCCCGGGCUGCCGCAUGGCUUUGAGGGGUUGGCGCCCAUGGGUAGCUUUACGAGGAGAGCCAUGGAGAAUCGCUAUAGCGCGAUUAAGGAAUUAUGA